Letharia lupina is the source of this 1878-nucleotide messenger RNA. RefSeq lists its product as uncharacterized. Lineage: Eukaryota; Fungi; Ascomycota; Lecanoromycetes; Lecanorales; Parmeliaceae. Gene Ontology annotation, cellular component: endoplasmic reticulum membrane. The coding region runs from base 1 to 1878 and encodes 625 amino acids. The record is from RefSeq and is a predicted model, not a curated record. The transcript is spliced from 3 exons. Gene Ontology annotation, molecular function: dolichyl pyrophosphate Man9GlcNAc2 alpha-1,3-glucosyltransferase activity. Gene Ontology annotation, biological process: protein N-linked glycosylation.
AUGCCAGCUCUUCCCUCCCCAUACAAGGCUAGGAAGAGGACAAAGGGAGAUUCUCCACCUACACUAUCGAGCAAUGAGCUUGCGAGACCAGACAAGAAGGCAGGCGUCCAAAGUCCGGCAUUUCCAUUAGUGGCAUUCUUCUGGCCUGCAAAGAAGAACACAUCGCAAUGGAUGAUACUACCCUUAGUCCUGAUGGUCGUUGGCUUGUUCAGAUGGUGCGCGGGGCUCUGGGGCUACUCUGGUUUCCAAACCCCUCCAAUGCACGGUGAUUACGAAGCCCAGAGGCACUGGAUGGAGGUUACUACACAACUGCCGAUAUCAGAAUGGUACUUCUACGAUCUGCAGUACUGGGGCCUAGACUACCCUCCUUUGACUGCAUACCAUAGCUGGCUUCUUGGAAAGAUCGGCUCUUUGUUCAAUACGUCUUGGUUCGCCCUCUAUACCUCUCGUGGCACUGAAGAACAACUUCUCAAAGUCUUUAUGCGAGCCACAGUCAUCGUCUCUGAGUACGUCGUGUACAUACCAGCAGCAAUCAUCUUCAAUCGAAAGCUUGCUCAACAGCGAGGCAUCGGCAAAUGGGAGAGCUUGAUAGCUUUAACGGCUAUACUUAUGCAGCCUGCCACGAUCUUAAUUGACCAUGCACACUUCCAAUACAAUACCGUCAUGCUUGGAUUCGUGGUGGCCAGCAUGUCAAGUCUUCUAUCAGAUCGCUACAUGUGGGCUUGUGUCUUUUUCGUUUCCGCAUUAUGCUACAAGCAGAUGGCGCUAUACUUCGCCCCAGCAAUGUUUGCCUACCUCAUUGGCGUCUGUCUUCUUCCCAAGCUACACAUUGGCCGCUUCAUAGGAAUAGCCAUCGUCACUAUACUUUCUUUCGCCCUGAUGUUUGCACCCAUACUCCUCGGCUCUCUCUACGAUAAUUACAAAGGGAUCUCGCCACCGCUUGACAUUACAGAUCGAGAGGUGAACCCUAUCUUCUUCCAAAUCUUGCCAUACAUCGGCUCCAACUCCUACCUUUACUCGCUUCUGUCACAACUCACACAAAGUAUCCACCGCAUCUUUCCCUUCGCCCGCGGCCUCUUCGAGGACAAGGUCGCCAAUGUUUGGUGCGCCAUCCAUACGCUUCACAAGCUCAACACGUAUUCCAUCCCGCUUCUACAGCGCGUCUCGCUACUAGCCACUAUCGUCGCCAUUUUACCCGCCUGCAUGACAAUCUCUACCUCACCCAGAAAGGAACUGAUACCAUGGGCCUUAGCUAGCAGUGCGUGGGGCUUCUUCUUGUGCUCGUUUCAGGUCCAUGAGAAAAGUGUGCUGCUACCUUUGCUACCGAUGACAAUGAUGCUUGGUGGAGAUGGUGGUCUGGGUGUCGAGAUGAGAGCAUGGGUCGGAUGGGCGAAUAUGCUUGCUGUAUGGACGCUUUUUCCGCUGCUGAAGAGGGACGAAUUGAGGAUCCCCUACUUCGUGCUCUCACUGUUAUGGGCAUAUCUGAUGGGAUUACCGCCCACCAGCCUAGAUCUGUACCUUGGGCAACAGGCAAGGAAGGGCGGUAUCCGUAUGUCAACAAGCACUGUGCACCUCGGCUUCUAUGCAACGAUGGUUGGAUGGCACCUUGCCGAGGCUUUUAUCGAAACUCCCAAAGGAAAACCGGAUUUGUGGGUCGUGCUGAAUGUAAUGAUCGGAGCGGCGGGAUUUGGCAUCUGCUAUGUCUGGUGCACGUGGCAGCUAUUGCUACGAAGCGGGAUUCUGCAGGAAUGGUUUGACUUUCGGACCGAGUUGGGGAAGGAGGGUAAAAAGGACGGGAAGGAGCGGGCGUCAACUCCAACGCCGCAUGGGAGCAAGACGAAAAGUUUGAGGAGUGGCAAGACGCCGAAAAAGUCGUGA